Dendroctonus ponderosae (mountain pine beetle) is the source of this 5461-nucleotide messenger RNA. RefSeq names its product adenylate cyclase type 3 (gene Ac3). Gene Ontology annotation, molecular function: adenylate cyclase activity. Gene Ontology annotation, biological process: cAMP biosynthetic process; adenylate cyclase-activating G protein-coupled receptor signaling pathway; intracellular signal transduction. NCBI's taxonomy places the organism in Eukaryota, Metazoa, Arthropoda, Insecta, Coleoptera, Curculionidae. The record is from RefSeq and is a predicted model, not a curated record. The coding region runs from base 1 to 2724 and encodes 907 amino acids. The transcript has 19 exons.
AUGAGGGAGACCCUAUGGGAUAAAUUCAAACAUCUUAUUUUGGGAGCCACCGGAAUUUUGCUGGUAGUAGCCAAAGUUCUUGCCACCGUUGCUUAUACAGCCGAAGACGAACAGCAGAGAAGAACCUUCUUGGAAACAAGACAGUCUUUGGAGGUCAAGCUGGUGAUUGAAGAGCAAAGCGCUGAGCAGGAAAGGCUGCUGCUCUCGGUGUUGCCAGAGCAUGUGGCUGUGCAGAUGAGGAAGGAUUUGGAUCAAGCCGAUAGCCAGUUUAAGAAAAUCUACAUGAGCCGCCACGAAAACGUUAGCAUCCUCUAUGCGGACAUUGUCGGAUUCACCGCCAUUUCUUCCACGUAUUCCGCUCAAGAAUUGGUGAAAAUGCUCAAUGAACUGUUCGCUAGAUUCGAUAAGCUUGCAGAGAAAUACCAACAAUUGCGCAUAAAAAUCCUUGGGGACUGUUACUAUUGCAUCAGUGGGGCUCCGAUUGAGCGGCCAGAUCAUGCCGUCCUUUGUGUCCACAUGGGACUGUCCAUGGUGAAAGCCAUCAAAUAUGUGCAACAAACGGCCAACUCGCCUGUGGACAUGCGAGUGGGGAUUCAUACGGGAGCUGUCCUGGCCGGUGUCCUGGGACAGCGGCAGUGGCAGUUUGAUGUCUACUCUAAGGACGUGGAACUGGCCAAUAAGAUGGAGAGUGCUGGAUUGCCCGGAAGAGUCCACAUUUCCGCCACCACUUUAUCCUUCCUGAACGGGGAAUUUGAGGUCGAGCCCGGAUAUGGAGAAAAACGGGACGAAGUCCUGAGAAUCGCAGGACUGAAAACCUACUUUAUCGUUAAGGUCCUUAAGCCGUUUGAGCAGCCGCACAAAGUGCAAAACGGCGACACAACCAUCACUGCAGACGCAAACAGUGAUGAAUUUGCCCAAACGAAGGCUCCCGUAGCACCUGAAAACAGCAUGACUAGAGCGAGGGAGGACUCUGAGCAGUUCACCUCCCGUCUGAUGAAGGAGCUGGUGAAUCGAGAUGGUUUCAAAGAGUUGGCGAAAAACACCAACUGCUUCACACUGAACUUCAAGGAUAAAGCGAAAGAACGUGCGUACUACAGUCAGGUGGAUGGCGGGGCUACAGUGCCAGUUUACAUGCUAAUGGUCGUAUCAGCUGUAAUUAUGAUAAGUCUUUUCACAAUUGCCCCUAGCCUCAUCACAGAAAAUAUCAAGACGAUCAUAAUUCUCUACACAUUCCUGGUGCUUUGGGUGUUAGUCAUAGUGCUGGUCCGGUGCUUCCAUGUGCGGUGCAUUUGGAUGGAACCCAUCGUAUUCUACAAAGCUUACCUAGUGGUCCCUGUAUUCACUUUCAUCUGCAUGCUGAGUAUAGUGGUAUCGAGGGCCUGCCAACCUCUGGAGACAUGGAACAAGCCGAUCUGCCAGCCGCAGGUCGAAAUUUCCGUCUCCUGUAUGUUCCCGUUUUAUAUUGGGGAUUUUGGGGCCUUGAUUCUCAUUGCAGGCGCUUUGCCACAUUAUGUCAGCUAUACGUUUAAAGCCUUCCUGCUAGCGAUGGGUGCUGCCUGUCAGUGCUUCCUCAACUUCUACUGUCUGCAGGACGUGCUGGAUAUUCUACCGCCUGCCAAUUCUUGGUCCAUAUUGUCCACUCCAAAAUACAGCUUGAGCUGCGUGACAAUUGGCGUGACAAUUUCCCUCAUCUACCUGGGCCGACAUAUGAACAAAGUCCAGCGAGUGCUUUUCCUUUGGCGUUGCGAAGUCAAAGAGCAACGCCGCUGCGCUGAAGACUUAAAGCGAAGAAACGAAGCGCUGGUUUACAACAUUCUGCCCUCCCAUGUGGCCGCCCAUUUCAUGGGGAACCGCAACCGAAACCACGACGAACUCUAUUCGCAAAGUUACGAGGAAGUCGGUGUUCUGUUCGCUUCCAUGCCUAACUUUUCAGACUUUUACUCCGAAGAGACUGUCAACAAUCAAGGCCUAGAAUGUUUGCGUUUCCUCAACGAAGUGAUUUCGGAUUUUGACGCUCUACUGGAACUUCCUCAGUACUGCGAUAUAAUAAAAAUUAAGACUAUCGGCUCCACCUACAUGGCAGCCAGCGGCCUAAAUCCCUCAAGACUAAUACAGCCAAAAGAUCCCAUAGAGAUCCGUUGGGCCCACCUGAGCCUCCUGGUGGAAUUCGCUUUGGACCUAAAGAAGGCGCUGCAGAGCAUCAACGAGCAAUCGUUCAAUCACUUUGUGCUCAAAAUGGGCAUCAACCACGGCCCCAUCACGGCCGGAGUGAUCGGAGCGAGAAAACCGCACUAUGACAUCUGGGGAAACACGGUCAAUGUGGCAUCCAGGAUGGAGAGUACUGGAAAAGCUGGAUGCAUUCAAGUAACUGAGGAGACCUGCCAGAUUUUGAGAACUUUUAAUUACCAAUUUGAGCAGCGUGGGCUGGUGGCCGUCAAAGGCAAGGGUCAGUUGAUGACUUACUAUCUACAAAGUUGCUCUGAAAGAGCCACGCCGCCAACUACUCCAGCUUCUCCAGUGGGAGGGACCACGAUGGAAACCGUCGAUGAGGAGGAGGAGUCAAGCCCAGCUGUCAGCUCGAGGUCUGAUGAAGCGGCAGAAAGGUCCGUUAUAGAGUGUCCGCUCAAGGUUGAAGCGGACGACAUUUGUAUCCAGGAAAAAGACCAGGCUGAAAUAAAGGACUCAAACGAGGCCACUUUGCUUCUAAGCUCUUGUAAGGAUUGACUCACUCAUUCGCUCAAGGGCCAGCUUUCAAUUAAUUUUUGCUUCAUCUACUAAAAAAGGCCAAAUUAAUUAGCACAAAUUUUUCGUUUCGGGGAACAAUUAUUUUUAUAGAUUUUUCUUUAGGAGGUAGAAACAAAGACUUAGGUUGUGAAAGUCAACUUUAGAACAAUAUCAGUAGGCUUAGAGCCUGAACGCAGGUUUAGUCACUAUUCAGCCUCAAUGUAAUGCAGCUAAAGGCAUGCAUUCUAAUCAAUCUCUGGCAGUGAAACAUCUACAAUCAUCCUAACUUUAGGCCGUAGAUUAGCGCCAUUAUCAAAUAUAUUGUAUGUUAACAUAUCACUAUAUUUUCUCUAACAUUUCCAGAGGGCUGUAAUGGCUGGAUGAGGAUGAACUUAAGGAAAAGUAGCGCUUUUUCAGCUAAAGAGUUUCAGAUUGUUCCAUAWGGAACAACCUUAACCAGUUGCUGCUAUACUGGGAGGUGAUARUAGUCAAGGMCAAUAUCAGACGUCCCAACAUUGAAAUGGGUGUGAAUUUCGUACUGUGGUUCAAUUUUGGGACACCCAGUAUGCAAAUUUUCAUCAAGCUACGCCCACGUAGAAAUGGCACUUGGUGUGUUCAAGAGUUUUUCCAGAGUUGAAAAGUUGGAGCAGAUAGAGCWUUGAUAUUGAUACACAUACCAGAAGGUUUCAUCGGUAAUUUCGCAGGAAGGUGACUAUGGAAGUUCGAACAGGCGACCUCAAGCAACUGGCCACUUUCCACCUUAGAGUGAUGGUCCGAAUAUUUGCUUUUAGAGCCUCACAGUUUAAUAAAUCACCGCCAAUAGGUCUCCGAGUGGAGGCCAAAAGUGCCAACAUAUACCCAGGAUUCUUUGAAAUAGUGAUAUAUUUUUGAGACACUCUAUAUGCAGAAGUUGAAGUGCACGAUAUGCGCGUUCGGAAAAAAUAUUUGGUAUCCCUGAACGUUUUUCAGCGGAAUUGUAAAAUUGAAAUUGAAGCGGAUUGUAAUCCCUCGAUGAUAAUUUGCCAGAAAGAAGAUGUUGGAUGCUAAAACUGUCAAUUUCAGGCACCUUCUCUUAUUCUACCGUGAAGUGGUAGRUUUAAUGUUUGCUUUCGAAGCUUCAAAAUUUAAUGAAGCAUCGGUGUAGAACCCAAAAAUGCCCAAAUAAACCGAGGAAUGGAACAUAUUGCGAUUCAUUUUGGGACAUAUAUGCAAAUUUUAAACUGCAAGUUAUGCCCAUAAAGAAACAGUAUUUUGGAUGCCCCGACGCUUUCUGGCAGAGCUGUAAAGUUAAAAUGAAUAUGAAAAACGUGUAUUUCUGCAGAGAUCCCAGGAAGCUUCAUCAAUAAUUCGGCAUAAGGUGAACUUUAAAAGUGGAAAUAGUUGACUUCAGCGCCGUUAUCACAUUCCGCCUUGCAGUGAUUGGCUGCAUAUUUGCUUACAAAGCCUCAAAACCUAUUAGAUUAUAGCCAAUAAGCUUCAGAGUAAAAUCCAAAAAUUCUAGAAUAAAACGCGUCUUUGUUCCUAUGGUGAUGACUUUUUGGGAUACUCUAUAUGCAAAGUUUAAAGUGCAAUAUAUGCCCACUCACAAAAUGUAUUUCAGAUGCCCAAACAAUUUCCGACAGAGAUGUUUUUACAAAGAUUCCAAGAAGUUUUCUCAAUAAUUCUUCAACUUCUUCAGCGACCUUAUCACAAACCACCUUGCAGUGACUGGCUGCAUAUUUGCUUCUAAAGCCUACCUACCUAAUGGAUCAUAGCCAAUACUCUUCAGAGUAGAAUCCAAAAAUUCUGGAAUAAACCGCGUGUUUGUACCUAAAGUGACGACUUUUUGGGACACUCUAUAUGCAAAUUUGAAAGUUCGAGUUACGACCAUUAACAAACAGUAUUUCGCAUGCCCCAAUCUUUUCUGGCAGAGUUGUAACGUUGAAAUGAAUCUAAAAAUAGUGGAUUUUUCAUAGAUCCCUGCCAGUUUCAUCAAUAGUUUGGCAAAAUGUGGACUUUGGAAGUUCAAACCUGGCAGUGAUUGGCUGAAGAUUUGCUGCGAAAGCCUCAAAACCUAAUGGAUCAUCGCCAAUAAGCUUCUGAGAAGACUCCAAAAAUUCCGGAAUAAACCGCGUGAUGGUACCUAAAGUAAUCAUUUUUGGGGCCACUCUAUAUGCAAAUUUUAAAGCGCAAGACAUACCCGUUUGGAAACACUAUUUGGCAUCCCCGAGCGUUUUGCCGCAGAGUUGUAAAGUUAAAACCAAAUCCAAAGUAGUUGAAUUAGCCAUAAUAAACUUUCAUUCGUAAUUUGGCAAACAAUGACUUGGGAUGUUGACACUGGCGACUUCAGAAACGUAAUCGAAUUCCGCCUUUGCCUAAUUGGCGCAAAAUUUAAUGGAUCAUCGCGAGUAGUCCUCAGAGUAGAAUCCAAAAAUUUCAGAAGAAACCCGCUGUUUUUUGACAAUGUGGCACACUUUGAGGACACUCACUAUGCCAAAUCUAUAGCCCGAGACACGCCCAUCAGGAAACACACAUUUUCGCCCCUAAUGGGUGUUUGCCAGAGUUGUAGAUUUGGCUACGAAAUGCAACAGUGCAUCUCGGCAACUAGAGCUUUCCAAACGGUUCAUCCUUAUCUUGACCACUUAAUAAUAUAGAGUUUUCCGCGCGAUUGAUCAUUUCAUUGUCUCCUGACUCUUCAGUUUGUAAAAUUCUCUAGAAUAAGAAAAAAGGAUGUUAAAUAUUAUACAAUUGUACUCAG